This is a messenger RNA of Empidonax traillii (willow flycatcher), 1305 nucleotides long. It is a transcript of the gene PPP2R1A, whose product is annotated as protein phosphatase 2 scaffold subunit Aalpha. Gene Ontology annotation, biological process: protein dephosphorylation. The record is from RefSeq and is a predicted model, not a curated record. Gene Ontology annotation, molecular function: protein binding; protein phosphatase regulator activity. The transcript is spliced from 9 exons. Bases 80 to 1114 code for a protein of 344 amino acids. NCBI's taxonomy places the organism in Eukaryota, Metazoa, Chordata, Aves, Passeriformes, Tyrannidae. Gene Ontology annotation, cellular component: protein phosphatase type 2A complex; cytoplasm.
CCAAUGAGCGGUGGGCUGGCCCUGCAGCAGUGGCGCGGGCGGCCCCGUGCGGCCCUUCAGAGCCGGGGCGGCGGCCAAGAUGGCGGCGGCGGACGGAGAUGACUCGCUCUACCCCAUCGCCGUCCUCAUCGACGAGCUCCGCAACGAGGACGUGCAGCUGCGACUCAACAGCAUCAAGAAGCUCUCGACCAUCGCGCUGGCGCUGGGGGUGGAGAGGACCCGCAGUGAACUCCUGCCCUUCCUCACAGACACAAUCUAUGAUGAGGACGAGGUGCUCUUGGCGCUCGCGGAGCAGCUUGGGACCUUCACUGCCCUCGUGGGGGGACCCGAGUUCGUGCACUGCCUGCUGCCCCCCCUGGAGAGCCUGGCCACGGUGGAGGAGACGGUGGUGCGGGACAAGGCGGUGGAGUCCCUGCGGGCCGUGUCCCACGAGCACUCGCCCCCCGACCUCGAGGGGCACUUCGUGCCGCUGGUGAAGCGCCUGGCGGGGGGCGACUGGUUCACGUCGCGCACCUCGGCCUGCGGCCUCUUCAGCGUCUGCUACCCCCGCGUGUCCAGCCCCGUCAAGGCCGAGCUGCGCCAGUACUUCCGCAACCUGUGCUCGGACGACACGCCCAUGGUGCGCCGCGCCGCCGCCUCCAAGCUGGGCGAGUUCGCCAAGGUGCUGGAGCUGGAGCACGUCAAGAGCGAGAUCAUCCCCAUGUUCUCCAACCUGGCCUCUGACGAGCAGGACUCGGUGUGGCUGCUGGCGGUCGAGGCCCGCGUGAGCUGCUCGGGGAGGGAGGUGAUCACGCAGCAGAUGCUGGGGGGGCGGGGUCAGGGCUCUGUGGGCGUGUCGCAGGGCUGUCUCACCUGUCCCCAGGUGCUGUCGGAGGUGUGUGGGCAGGAGGUGACCACGCAGCAGAUGCUGCCCACGGUGCUGCGCAUGGCGGCCGACGCCGUGGCCAACGUGCGGUUCAACGUGGCCAAGUCCCUGCAGCGCAUCGGGCCCAUCCUGGACAGCGGGACGCUGCAGACAGAGGUGAAGCCGGUGCUGGAGAAGUUGACGCAGGACCAGGACGUCGACGUCAAGUAUUUCGCACAGGAGGCGCUGACAGUGCUGGCCUUGGCCUGACACCCCCCGGGACCCCCCCGCAUGUGACCGGCGCUGUGACCCACCCCCGGUGUCACCCCCACCCUCCUUUCGGUGUCCCCUUCCCCCCCCCGGGGGUGUCACCGUGUCCCCCCCUCACCCCCCCCUUUCCUGCGCUGUUAAUUAAUUAAUUACCGAUUAUUUCGCCGUUAAUAAAAACCACAAUGAGGUUC